Molecule: messenger RNA, 2775 nt
Organism: Haemonchus placei
Lineage: Eukaryota; Metazoa; Nematoda; Chromadorea; Rhabditida; Trichostrongylidae
Source: the annotation of a GenBank genome assembly
AUGCCGGCCGUAAAAGGAGAUGGCAUGCGUGGAUUGGCCGUCUUCAUAUCGGAUAUACGAAAUUGUAAAAGUAAAGAGGCCGAAAUGAAACGGAUAAAUAAAGAACUCGCCAAUAUAAGGUCAAAGUUCAAAGGCGACAAAACUUUGGAUGGAUAUCAGAAGAAAAAAUAUGUUUGCAAAUUGCUAUUUAUUUUUCUCCUUGGAAAUGAUAUUGACUUUGGACACAUGGAAGCUGUUAAUCUUCUUUCAUCAAAUAAAUACACAGAAAAGCAGAUCGGAUACCUGUUCAUAUCUGUGUUGAUUGAACAGAAUUCGGAUCUGAUGAAAUUGAUAGUACAAGCGAUCCGUAAUGAUCUAACUUCUCGCAACCCAAUUCACGUCAACCUCGCUCUCCAAUGUAUCUCCAACAUUGGUAGCCGCGAUAUGGCUGAAGCGUUCUCGAACGAUCUUCCCAAAUUACUAGUCUCUGGGGACACUAUUGAUUUCGUCAAACAGUCAGCAGCAUUGUGCUUACUGAAGUUAUUCCGUACUGCUCCUGAUGUUAUUCAACCGGGUGAAUAUGCAAGCAGGAUCGUUCACUUACUUAAUGACUCACAUAUGGUGAGUUUUCCUAUACUCCAAUUAAGGCCUCUCUUAUCGAAUCUCUUUCAAAAAAAUGUGUUGAGUUGCUGUUCUCGCUACUUUUCGUAUUUGCAGGGAUGUGUGCCAUUGGCGAUUUCUCGAUUAAGUAGAAUAGUGACCGCAACAUAUACAGAUCUCCAAGAUUAUACAUAUUAUUUCGUCCCAGCACCUUGGUUGUGCGUGAAACUGCUGCGCUUGUUGCAGAAUUAUCCCCCUCCAGGUGACUCAAGAUGCACCGAAAUCCAAAAAGGUACUCUGCAAAGCAUAAGUUUUAGUUUUUCCUGUCCUACUGUUCAACAUUCCAAUGCAAAAAACGCUGUUUUGUUUGAAGCCAUAGCUCUAAUCAUUCACAUGGACAGCGAAGCAAAUCUCCUCGUUCGCGCUUGCAACCAAUUGGGUACAUUCCUUGCGCACAGAGAAACCAAUCUUCGGUAUGUCACCCGACAAAAUCUCAUUGCCCCUCUAGUACGUAUUUGGCGCUGGACAACAUCUGAGUUUUCUCAUGAAACUGUGAAGAAACAUCAGGAUACUAUUAUCAACAGCUUAAAAACGGAAAGAGAUGUUUCUGUGCGACAACGUGCUGUCGACCUACUAUAUGCCAUGUGUGAUCGCACCAACGCUAGCGAAAUUGUUGCAGAAAUGCUGUCGUAUUUGGAAACGGCUGACUACUCUAUCAGAGAGGAGAUGGUUUUGAAAGUUGCUAUUUUGGCUGAAAAGUAUGCUACCGACUAUACGUGGUAUGUUGAUGUCAUUCUGAAAUUAAUUCGGAUUGCUGGUGACUAUGUCUCGGAAGAAGUGUGGUAUAGAGUAAUUCAGAUUGUUGUCAAUCGUGAAGACGUUCAAGGAUAUGCUGCGAAAACUGUCUUUGAAGCACUGCAGAGGCCAGCUUGUCAUGAGAAUAUGGUGAAAGUCGGAGGAUACAUAUUGGGAGAGUUUGGAAAUCUGAUAGCUGGUGACCAACGGUCGAGUCCCCAAAUCCAGUUUGAACUACUGCACUCGAAGUUCCCCUUGUGUAGUAUUGCUACCAGAUGUCUUCUUCUCACUACCUACGUGAAGUUUUGCAAUUUAUUCCCCGAAAUCAAGCACAUUAUCCAACAGGUGUACCAAAUGGAUCAUAAUCUACGAAAUCCUGAUGCAGAAUUGCAACAGCGAGCAGUAGAGUACCUCCAGAUGAGCAAAGUCGCUAGUCCAGAUGUUUUGGCAACGAUAUUGGAAGAAAUGCCACCUUUCGCAGAAAAGGAAAGCAGUUUGCUGGCCAAGCUCAAGAAGAGUAAACCACAGGUUGAAGAAAUGGAAAAUGUGGAAAAGGAGAAGAAAAAUCGGCCAAACGCUACCAUGGCGAAGGUAAUACUCGCAUACAAUUCACUUGUUGACAUCUUUGGACAUCCAUCUUCUGGGCGACCUCAAGAUCAGGAUAUUGCGAAUAAGCACGAUUAUCUCAAGUUCGUUGUGAAAAAUAAUGGAGUCCUAUACGAAGAUGAAGUGAUUCAAAUCGGUAGUAAGCUAGAAGCCAGGACCAAUCUGGCACGUUUGGGAAUGUUUUAUGGAAACAAGACCUCACACCCGUUCAACGAUUUCAUCCCCACUGUCAGUUGUCCUGGAGCACUCGCUAUGCAACUUCAGGCGCAGGCCAAGCCAAUGGAUUCGAUUGUACAGGCUGGUACACAAGUUCAGCAGCUGAUCAAUUUUGUGUGUGUACAGGAAUUUGGAAGAAUGCCUAUCAUGCAAAUUAAAUUCAAUUACACGGAUCGAGCUGGACAACCUCACACGUUCGACAAAUCAGUGUAUCUACCAGUUUUUAUCAACAAAUUCUUUGAACCUACUGAAAUGUCGUCUGAACAGUUCUUUGCAAGGUGGAAAGCACUUGGUCAGCCAUCUCAGGAAUGUCAGAAAAUCUUUCCUGCUAAACAGUCUAUGGAUCCUGCUCUUGUCACGCAGAAGUUGGUUGGUCUGGGCGCCAAGCUAUUGGCCAAUGUGGAUCCCAAUCCCGAUAACUACGUCUGUGCUGGUAUCAUCCACACCCAAACACAGCAAAUCGGAACCUUAAUUCGGUUGGAGCCUAAUAAACAAGCCAAGAUGUACCGUUUGACUGUACGGAGCAGUAAGGACACCUUAUCAACUUAUCUCGUUGAGGCACUUGUUGAGCAGUUUUAG